Molecule: messenger RNA, 3519 nt
Organism: Patiria miniata (bat star)
Lineage: Eukaryota; Metazoa; Echinodermata; Asteroidea; Valvatida; Asterinidae
Product: signal peptide peptidase-like 3
Exons: 11
Coding region: 426-1589 (387 amino acids)
Biological process (GO): membrane protein proteolysis
Cellular component (GO): cytoplasmic side of endoplasmic reticulum membrane; lumenal side of endoplasmic reticulum membrane; Golgi-associated vesicle membrane
Molecular function (GO): aspartic endopeptidase activity, intramembrane cleaving
Source: RefSeq, a predicted model, not a curated record
CUUCGACGAGGGACCAGUACGUAAUUAUGCACUGUGCAAGGUCAACUAAACUUCCAUUGCACGAUCGACAAUGUUUGGAGAUUUAAGUUAAUAAAAACAACACCUUUUACCUUAAUUUUAGGCACAAAGACUCUUCGAUGUUGUUGAGAAUUCAUCCGACGGCUGCCCAUUGGGGUUCAGGGGACUGUUUGGCACGUAUAAACAGGAUCAUUUCAUCAUGAAUUGUGGAAUUUGAGGUGAUUUUUGUGGAGCGAUUUUCCCGGGGUGCGCUUUCAUUUUGCGGUCCCGAUUGCGCGUAUGGUCGGGUAUGUUUGUGUACAUAAACUUGACUUGCAGCUGGACGGUGUUAUGAUCACCAUUUUGAGAGUUUUCUGUGAAUAAGGAAUACAGUUUUUGUGAGGGAAAAGGCUGAUACCAUUGCCAAGAUGGCAUCGGAGUCCUAUGAUUGGGCUUACUCAAUGGUGGACUCUUCCCGAGUGUCAACGUUUGUCAUUUCCAUCUUGCUCAUUGUCUAUGGGAGCUUCAGGUCUUUAAACAUGGACCAGGAGGAGAAGGAGAAGAAUUUACGAGAAGACAAGGACCCUACCGCUCAGAGUCCAAACCCAAACGCACCAGUCGCAAGUGAAAAUGUUCAUAGUAUAGACACAACUCAAGCCAUGUUUCUGCCCAUUGGAGCUUCCAUCUCCCUGCUCGUCAUGUUCUUCUUCUUCGACUCCAUGCAAAUGGUCUUCGCUGUUUGCACAGCAGUAUUAGCUACUGUAGCCUUUGCUUUUCUGCUGUUGCCGAUGUGCCAGUAUUUAUUAAGGCCUUGCUCCAAUGGUACAAAGAUUUCUUUUGGUUGCUGCGGCCGCUUCACCUCGGCAGAAAUUAUGUCCUUUUGUCUUGCUGUUAUGCUGGUGUUCCUAUGGGUCAUGACUGGCCAUUGGUUGCUGAUGGACGCACUAGCCAUGGGUCUGUGCGUCACCAUGAUCGCGUUUGUCCGUCUACCAAGCCUCAAAGUCUCCACGUUACUCCUCACCGGUCUACUGGUCUACGAUGUCUUUUGGGUCUUCUUCUCCACAUACAUAUUUAAUGCCAACGUCAUGGUCAAAGUGGCCAUGAGGCCCGCUAACAACCCAAUCGGUGUGGUUGCCAGGAAGCUGAACAUGCCUGCCGUUGUCAAGGACGCUCCUCAGCUCUCCCUGCCCGGAAAACUCAUCUUCCCUAGCAGUGCCCAGAACGCUGGUCACUUCUCAAUGCUGGGUCUCGGCGACAUCGUCAUGCCGGGCCUGCUCCUGUGCUUCGUCAUGCGCUACGACAACUACAAGAGGCUGUUGGCCGAGGGGGGCCAGGCUGCGCCCGUCCUUGCCCCCAGCGGGUUCACCCAGAGGGUCACUUACUUCCACUGCUCGCUGAUUGGUUAUUUUGUGGGUCUCUUGACUGCGACAGUUUCCUCCGAGGUCUACAAAGCAGCCCAGCCCGCCCUGCUCUAUCUUGUCCCAUUCACUCUCCUGCCUCUGCUCCUAAUGGCCUAUCUCAAGGGUGACCUGAAGCGGAUGUGGCACGAGCCGUUCAUCAAAGGCCCGACCAACAAGUACACCGAGGUAUGACAGAAGGUCAAACUGCAUCCCGUGUAAAAAGAAAAAAGAAAACAAACAAAAAACAUCUUGCUCCCUUGUCCUGCAUAUAAAGGCAAUCACAGGCCUCCAUGGACCCAUCAUCCCUUGAGCCGUCUCCAGCUUCAAACCCGAAGACAUGUCCUCCUGCUUAACCGGACAAAAAAUGUGGACCCUUUUUCGCCAGGAAUUUGGACUGCCGGUGUUUGUUAGCCCGACAGCAUGUGAACGUUGAGAGUUCAACGGUUUGAAGAACAGUGCUUGGAUGUAUCUCAAAAAAAGCUGGCAUGCGCUCGCCUCCUUAAAGGUGACGUUUGGAGCAUGCCUAUUGCCGUGGAUACACAGAUGGUUGUCGUGGAUAAGGAGGCCGCCAUUUCUUCAGAGGGUCUUGGUUGGAUAUGUUAACAAAAACCACCAUCUUCAAAAGUUUUUUCAGCCGGGUGUGUGUAAUGGAUUGCAAACAGCGAAGAGACACACCACUUCACAAUGUGUUGCUUUAAAACUAGUGUAAUUAUUACUUUUGCCGAGGAAGUGUUGAGGACAUUUUUUUUCCUGCAAAGCAUCAUGGGAAGCCAUGGAAUUAUGGGAUAGCGUCUCUGGAAUCGAGGGGGACGCCACAGAGGCUGCGUGUUGCGACGAGCAGGGACUACUGAAAUGUGUGUUUGGACCGUCGGGAAUGACGUGUAAAGAACAAGCGGCAAGUCAGGGACUGAAACUAUUUCAGUUUUCGUGUUUUUUUUUUUGUUUUUUGUGUAAAUUUGGAAUGUGUUGACUCGCAUAGUCUGGAGGUAAUUUGUGAAGCCAGCAGUAUGGAAAAAUACAUGUAUUGUUAUCUGGGGUUUCAAAAUUGACCCUGAAAAUCAAAAGCUUGGAGAGUGCACUGUAAACAGAAUGAAUCGUUGGCAUGGAAGCUUAUCUUCAGGGCUUCGCGAUGGGAACGGAAGAAGCUGCACAGUAGAACUCUGGGGAAAAAAAAUAAUGAUUUUACAAGGUGUUUUAUUAAAUCUAUAGUCAAAUCCGGUGUAGCAUGAAUUUAGGUUUUAUGAAAUACAGACUCUUUGGUGGUAUUGUGCAUGCUCAUGCAUCGAUAAUUAGGAGAGGGAUCGGGCACGUGAGAGGGUUUAACCAAUAAAAGGGGAAAAGAGUCCGAUUUUCAUACGAGUCCGAUUUUCAUAUGAUACCAGCAUGACGUACAUGUAAGAGAUUGGCCAAGAAAUCCAUAAACGUGCGUCUAUUUGAUUUGCUGUAAUAUGUUCACGCUAAUGCCAUUGUUGUCAUGGUGAUUGGUGUUCUCGGGCCAAUGUGAAUUUCAAACCGACACGGUUCUGAUAAAUUACCUAAACGGAGUGCUUCGAUUCCGCUGCAGAUGGGGGAAGAAAGUUACAUGUCUUGUCUUUUGUGUUCUCUCCUGUGGCUUCACAACCCAGGCGUCGCAUCCAAUCGGUAUAUUUAUAUAUAUAUUCUGAUAAUUUAUAGUUAUUCUGUGUAGAUUCUCUUACUGUUUAUGUGUAUAUAUACGUAGGAAAAUACUUGAAAUCAGGUGGUUUACAUGUUUUCUAGCAAAGUUUUACGAUGACAAUGAAGCCUUGAUUGAGAAUGAUGUGAAGUAUUAAGGGGUUGGUUUCGAGGCCUGUCUGUGGAAGCAUUUCUGCUGGUUCUAAUUGGAAGGCUAUUAAAUGGUUUUAAAACAAAAAUUGUUGAGUACAUCACUAGACAACAGACAAGUUUCGAACAGAGCACUUGGGAGGUUUACGAAACCUUGGCUUUGUUUCCCAGCUGUGGCACAGGCUGAUUUUAGAGGCCUUACUUUACUGGACUGUGGCUCAGUGUGGGUGCAUGUUCUGCAAUCAGAACCUACAUAACAUAAUAAAUGUAUGAUGCCAGAGUGUAUAGUGUUUCCAUGUGGUGUGGACAGCCGAAGCUG